AUGGGCCAACAGCAGCCCAAAGGCUCGCGAAAGCAGCCCGAGAAGUGGGAACCCCCGGUCGCCCCGCAGAUCGGCAAGCGGAAGAAGAAGAGCGGCCCCGACGCAGCGACGCGGCUGCCGAAGGUCUACCCCGCGCGGGCCUCCCUCCUUCGCCAGUACCGUCUGGAGCGGUGCAAGGACUACCUCCUGCUGGAGGAGGAGUUUCUGCAGGCCAUAGGGGCCCAGCGGGAGGCCCAGAGCACCCUCGAGGAAGGGGCCAUGUCCCACUAUGAGGCGGAGCUGCGGAAGGUCGAGGAGCUCCGCGGGACCCCUCUUGAGGUCGCCACCCUGGAUGAGGCCAUCGACGACAGCCACGCGAUUGUGUCCAUCUCGGGCUCGGAGUUCUACGUCCCGUUGCUCUCCUUCGUGGAGAAGGAGCAGCUGGAGCUGGGCUGCAGCGUCCUCCUGCACGACCGACAGCACAGCAUCGUGGGGGUCCUCAAGGACAACGUCGACCCGAUGGUGAGCAUGAUGAAGGUGGAGAAGGCCCCGACGGACACCUACGCAGAUAUCGGCGGGCUUGAGAGCCAGAUCCAGGAAAUUAAAGAGGCCGUCGAGUUUCCCCUUUCCCACCCUGAGCUCUACGAUGAGGUGGGUAUUCAACCGCCAAAGGGGGUCAUCCUAUACGGCGUCCCAGGUACCGGGAAGACGCUCCUGGCAAAGGCCGUGGCAAAUCAAACAAGCGCGACCUUCUUGCGCGUGGUCGGCUCGGAGUUGAUCCAGCAAUACGCCGGAGAAGGGCCAAAGCUCGUCCGGGAGCUCUUUCGUAUCGCCGAGGAAAAUUCCCCGUCGAUCGUCUUCAUCGAUGAGAUUGACGCGAUCGGGACGAAGAGAUACGAUACCGACAGCAGCGGGACCAAAGAGGUUCAGCGCACUAUGCUCGAGCUGCUCACGCAACUGGACGGCUUUGAUAGUACGAGUGAUGUUAAAGUAAUCAUGGCGACCAAUCGAAUCGAUACCCUCGAUCCCGCGCUCAUUCGACCUGGUCGAAUCGACCGCAAGAUCGAAUUCCCCUUCCCAGAUGAAAAAACAAAGAAGAUGAUUUUUAAUAUUCAUACUAGCCGAAUGUCGCUUGCGGAGGAUGUGGAUAUUAGCGAGUUUAUUCACGCAAAGGAUGAAAUGAGCGGGGCGGAUAUUAAGGCGAUUUGUACGGAGGCUGGGCUCCUCGCGCUGCGCGAACGUCGGAUGAAAGUUUGUCAGGCGGAUUUCGUCAAAGGGAAGGAAAAUGUUCAAUAUCGUAAGGAUAAGUCGUCGUUUUCGAAGUUCUACCUGUAA
This is a messenger RNA of Phytomonas sp. Hart1, 1314 nucleotides long. Lineage: Eukaryota; Euglenozoa; Kinetoplastea; Trypanosomatida; Trypanosomatidae. The record is from the annotation of a GenBank genome assembly.